AUGUUCUCUUCGAUCAAUGUACGUCCGACACGAGUGCCUGAGGAAAUGAACCUAUCGCGUAGGCAAAGGAACUCAACAACGAGACAUGUCGAAUGCCAAUCUGCGUUGGAUGUCAUGUCGCUGAAGUCGCCCGUCGCCUGCAACAGUUAUAUAAAAUGCAACGGCGACGGUGCAUUCAGCAGGACCGUUUCGUCGGGAAAGGACGACGACGUACUCGUUACGCUAGGAAGCGAGCUGGAGAACGCGGCUCGCCUGUCGUGGAACGCCUUGCCGUCUUCUAGUGCCUUUUCGACGACUGAUCGAUGCUCGCCGAGCCAGGAACACGAUUGUCCCGCGUACAAUUACAGUACAAUGAAGCACCACCGAAGUCGCAGUCCUAGACGAGAGUGCGACGCGAGGAUAUUCUCACAUCUAUUUUCGUCAGUUUACUCGAUAGCAGGGAGCUGCUAUCACCGCGUGUUCCGGCCACAAAAUCUCUGGAGACACGAUUACCGAUGGGGUAUCGACUUGCCACGAAUAUUUUUCUGUUUCAUUUGCAUUCUCUUCUUUAUGAUGCGUAUAACAGUUUACGCGGAUCACGUAGACUUUAUAGAUGACUUGGAUAUAGAUACGCGCACACCCAUAAGUAAACUACCCUGUGGACAGGGUCUGUCAACACCGGGAGUGACUAGACCGUAUGGUGACAUUAACAUCGAGUAUGGCACGAAACCGCUGAGGAUCAUGUGUAUAUUAGACCCGGAACGCGUACGUGAAAAGUACCCGGGCAAAACCUCCGCGGAUCUCUAUUUCUUACGUGAAUUUGACUUCGUAGACAAAAAGUACAUCACCAUAAUCAACGAAACGGCGAUAUUGCUGGAGAUACGAAAUCCGGAGCCCUCCAAAAAUCUUUAUACUUGCGGCUUACGUGUAGACGACAAUGACGAACAUAACGUAGCAGUUUGUCUCAACGAAGUUGCGAUUGGACACAGACCUUCAAAACCGGAAAACUUCCAUUGUGUGUCCAAUAAUUGGGAGAAUCUGCGUUGCUCGUGGAAACCAGUGCAGAAUUUUGUGAAAACCACGUACAACCUGACCUUUACAUUGCCUGGCAAACGUAGCCGGAAACUAUUUCCUUGUCCGAAAGAUAUAAACGAAACAAGCAAAGCUGAUGCAAGACAAAUUAUUGCCCCGACCGAUAAAAAUUCGUGCUAUUGGGACACGAAGACCAAUCCCAUUUACAGACAACCAUAUGAGACGUACACCUUUAUAUUGUUCGCGUACAAUCCUUUCGAGAACACCAGCUUCAUGUAUAAAGUAGAUCAUUUCUCGAACGUUAUUCCACACAGCCCAACGGCGUUGCAUAUAACCAAUAUAACGCUGAACGGCGCGAGGCUAAUAUGGAGUCUGCCCUUCCCAUUACAAAACCUUCCAGUCGGCGUGCAUCACAGAAUUAUGUAUCAGAAUCAAUUACAUAGCAAUAGCAAAAAUGCUACUUGGACGGUUAUCAAUAUUACUGACAAGAUUCGUGAGGAACACAAAGAUUACAACUUUACCGAUCUAAAUUGUGGCUUCUGCGAGUUUGAUGUCCGCAUUCUUUUGAAGAGCGCUUCAGCUCCAGAUGUAGAACAUAUGUGGAGCAAACCCGGUAUUAUUAAGUUCAGAACAGCGUCAAGCACGCCGAGUUAUCCGCCGCGAACUGACAUCGGUAGCUUUGAGAUCACAGAAAUCGAUGACAAGAGCAGGGACGUGUUCUUGUACUGGCAAAGGAUACCUCAGAACCACGAAAACGGGGAGAACUUUAUGUACGAGGUCGAUCACGUAGAGAAGAACGGCAUCAAUAGUCCAUAUUUCAAAAAUAAAAAUUCCACCGUCGCGUUUAUCAAGUACACCAUCACAACAGACAGCAAAUAUUUAUUCAGGGUCGCGUCAAGAAAUGAAGUAGGCCCCAGCAACGGUCGCUCCGAACUAAUCGUACCAACUCAAACCGAAAUCUCCUCACUUGAACCGAAUGCCUUUACAAAAAUUGCUUACAACGAGACUCUGUACGAGUUGUCUUGGAAGCCGCCAGUCGUGAAGAACAUCAAGAAUUACACGAUCUACUGGUGCGAAGACACACGUGAUCGUCCUUACCAAUGUACUGGUUAUUUGGAUUGGGUACACGUGCCGAAAAACACUACCAUGUACAACGUAACUGUGUCUAAUCCGUCCAAGGUAUAUCAAUUCGCGAUCUCCACGAACACCGAGCAGAUUAGUAGCGGCAUGGUGUGGGCUUCGUGUACGGUGAUACAUAAUAAAGUGACUAGUAAAAUGAAAGACGUAUGGAUCAACAGCAUCGGUUCGAGAUCCAUUGAAGUCGGUUGGAAGUUGGACUGUUCGGAUCGUGUCGGCAUCAUCGACGGCUUCAACAUCUAUUACUGUCCUAUCGUAUCGCCGUACAAGCUGCAAUGUCAAGAAAACACCAAGAAGAAUAUUACUAUCGUGGCCGGACCGCAUACGAUACACGGUACCGCUCGCGAGCUACAGCCGUAUACCACAUACAUGUUAUACGUCACAGUCUUGACUAAGUUCGGCGAGGGUACUAGCAGUGAUGUUCUGUACAACACCACUCUCGAGGACGCGCCUAGCACCCCGCCGCAAGACCUGCAAGUUGUGAACGUGACAAAUACAACGAUCAGUCUCCAAUGGAAACAACCUAAGGAGAUGAACGGUGUACUGCGAUACUACGAGGUGCAAUACAACAACGGUCAAAAACAGUUAAGAGUUGAGGAACUCAGUAUCGAACUGACGAAUCUGGACCCGUACACCAUAUACAACAUCUCCGUUCGCGCCUGCACUAUAUCAUGCAGUAACCUAACAUCGGUAGUGCAGCUCACAGAGAUCGGCGUGCCUGGCAAGAUAAACAAGCCUUAUUCGUACUUCACGAACGGCAGCGAGACUAUCCUUAAGUGGAGUCCACCAAAGAACAGCGGAGGUCCGGUGCAUUAUUACGAGAUACUACUGCACGACAACAAUCACAUUCAACGCACCAACGCAUCAGAGAUACAACUAUCUAUACCUAACUGCAAGGAUGUCGACGAUCCGCAGAAGCCAUUCUAUUUCUUCCGUGUCAGAGCUGUUAACGUCGUUAAUGAAACGCUGUUGAAAGGGCCCUGGUCUAGUGCAGUAGGUUUGGACUGUCAUUCCGACGGACCGUCCUUUGCAGCAUGGCUCAUAAUAUGUAUCACCAGCAUCAUCGGCAUCGGAGUUCUCUUUGGUUGUCUUGUAUACAGUUCCAGAAGGAUAUGGUCGAAGUGUAGAGCAAUGCAAGACGUUGAAGUGAAACUACCGCCUGGACUCGCUCCGAACAUAAAAUUGCUCCCGAACGUAGGCGAACAGCAUAUGCGACAACCGUCCGCCGAUUCCAGCGGCUGUUCCAGUGCUCAGGACUCCGUCACCUCCUCACUCACGACCAACUCUCAGGUUUCGAAUGACAGCGGCACAGACAUGGCAUCCGAUCCGGCGUCGCCCGACAAGCUGCUGGAUUCACUGCCGAGUUGGGAGUCGAAGAGAGCGAGACAGAAGAACGUGGGCAAUGCGCGGUCGACGGAGAACGCCCAUUGGGAGUCGUAUGUGAAAGUCGCCAAAUCCGGCGAGCCGAUGCUGGGCGAGACACUGUCUCUGACGCGCUCCACACCUAAUUUGACGGAGAGCGCGGGUUGUACCACGUCGCAGCAUACAUGGUCCUCUACCGGCUACAUCAGCAUGCCGUCUUCCGAGGAAGCUUCAUCUAACCCCAGCCCGGUGCCGAGGGAGAAUGCGUUCGCUGCGCCCAUCCCCGGUAGUAUUGCCAACUACAGCGUCGUCGGCUCUAUGCCCAAGCCCGUGCAGGCCAAGCCCGAGGACUCAGUAGUCGGCAGACCAACCGUCACCGUCGGCGACGCUCUUAUAACUCUUCAAGCGGAAACGGCGAAGUCCUCGAAGCCAUACAUCGCGUUCUCCGCGUUAGACAAGAAACUGAAGAAGCCGAAGCAUGCGAUCGAUUCAUUAGACUUGGACGAACUGACGUUCGUCGAGCCAGACAAGUGUAAUAACGCGGACGCGCAAGCGCCGUCGCAGUUGGACCACGAUGCUGACAAGAUCUCCAAACCAUACGUACAGACCGGUCUGAUCGAAACUCUGGAGAAACAGUACCUUCUCAACCCGAUCGUCGAAACCAAAAGAAACUUGCUGUGCGGUUCCUUCAUGUCGCCAGCCUCCCACAGCAAGCCCUUCGUGCCGACGUCGUUUUGGCCGACCUCCGAAUCACUGACAGAGUUGCCUUCCUCGUCGGCGAAACCAUACGUCGCCGUGUCGUCGAUCUCGGAGGAGAUGGCGGCGCCCUCGCUGACUCAUGCUGCCAAUGAGUCUUCGCCACGGAGGCCCUACGUCCAGCACGCAAUUCCUGCUGCGUCGAGCGAGACCUCGUCCAAGCCGUACACGCUCGCGAGCUCCAUACGGUCGUUGCAGCUGCAACGGGGAAAGGCGGAGCUGUGUGCGAGAGGGACGAGCGACGAGAAGAAGAAGGUCAACGCCGACGACAAGAGUCCAAGUGUCAAGGUAGAACCGAACAGGUCGGUCUUCGCCAAGCAGACUGGCUACGUCACAUUCGCCGAGAAUCCCUUGGGCAAACUGAAGCCGACUCCGACGCCGUCUCAGAAGCAGCUGGAGAAGUCGUCGCAGCAGACACCGGCGACGACCAACCACUUGGCCGACGGGCAGUACAGUAAGGUGACGGUUGUGCCAAGUACAAUGUAGUGAACGAACGACAGACUCGCGCGUUUUUCUCCUCCUCACGAUGAACGAGCCAGUCGCUGUGCUGGCGCGUAAAACGAACGAAAUAAGUGCGAUCGCGAUGAGUUGCGACGGCGUGCGUAUCAUCUCGACCGAGUUACGUUCGUAGUCGUCGUCGUCGCGACUCAAGACCGAUCUUGACACGCGAGAUGUCGAAGGACCGUGGGCGUUGAGCAGAGUGUUCGAAGGGAAGGACACUAUUUUUAAGACUGAACUCUAACUCUUAAGAAACCGCAUACGCGUACACCUGCGUCUUCUUGCCGGCACCACCUUGGAAACGGUGGCGGGGAGGUACGUUUGUGGAUUUCACUGCUGCUCGAAGAUAACGCGCGAGCGAGCUUGAUCGGGACGAGCCGAGACUGUGUUGUGAUUUAGCGAUGUAUCAUGACCGAGAUCGCGGCUGUGCGACUAUCGCGGGGCAGUGAAUGUUUCAGGAUUGUUUCCGUUGAUGUUGUUUAAAUUUGACGUCACCAGAGUCAGAGGGAUUACGAUCCUCUAUUUUUAAGCUUAAUCUACAAUCUGCUCUUUCGGAGAUCUACAAUCUUCUGUCUCUUGUUCUCUAUCUUUUUCUGGCUCAAAGCUUGAUCUACAAUGUACUCUUUGCUUCCUGCUUCUUGCUUCUCUGUCUUUUCUGGUCAAGGACUUAAGAUUUAAGCCAGAAAGGAAUAAAGAGAAGGGAACGAGAAGCAGAUUGCAGAUUUGGACUAAGGUUCAAGGUUCGAGUCAGAAAGAGAUAAAGAAACAGCAAGCAAAGAACACAUUGUGUAGGUCAGGCUUUACAUUCUGCAUAAUCCGACGAAACGUUUCCUUUUUCCUCUGUUUUUUCUUUCUUUCCCUUUUACAACGAUUGUUGCGACAACGGAAACGAAUCUUAGUGCAAUGACCUUAUUAGCGGAACUCUUAUUAAUUUGUGUACAUAUUUAUAUAGGAAGGUUUUACAUGUAACAAUUCCGCACACGGCUUACAUAGCAACGCGAAGUAUAUACAAAUGUAUAUAUAUAUAUAUACACACACACACACACAUACACACAUAUGAUCUUUUAUCCAACGGGCGCGAGUUCCCCUUGACUUUUUAACAAUCAGAUUUUAGAAGUACGAUGGAGUUUAUCGAGAAGUAAACUUGCCGACUUGUUGGCACAAUUUAUCCGCACGUGCAUAUUGUUACUGAUCAACGUUUAAGGAAUCGUCAUCGUGAGAAUUCAAAACGUGCUGAAUCGCACAUGUUAUAUUGUCAUAUUACAUAUACCGAGACAUGUACACAUACACACACACACGCACACAACAAACAUACAUACAACGAUCACGCUACUGUUUCGUAAUCAAUAUCACGUUAAUUGUACAUCGAUACUGAUUCGAUAUUUAUCCAACGAGAAAGAUCUUGUACAGAGUAUUGUAAAAUAUAUUUUUAUCGCUUUCCUCUCUAUCUA
Odontomachus brunneus is the source of this 6215-nucleotide messenger RNA. RefSeq lists its product as uncharacterized. Lineage: Eukaryota; Metazoa; Arthropoda; Insecta; Hymenoptera; Formicidae. The record is from RefSeq and is a predicted model, not a curated record. The coding region runs from base 1 to 4752 and encodes 1583 amino acids. The transcript is spliced from 12 exons. Gene Ontology annotation, molecular function: protein binding.